ACACCACGCACCCGAAGCACACUGGGUACUGUAGAUACCCCUCCCACCCCGCCAGCCCACCCCUCGCCGCCCCCUGCACCUCACCCGCCCCACAGACGGGACACAUCUAUCCUUCGCUACCCCACCACGAGCGGGAUCCCCUUUUCCAUACGUUAUUCAACCGAUAUAAUUGGCCGACAUGGGUGCUUUCGAUGGGCUCAGAGGCGACCAGGCGACAUCAGGAUUUUGGGGAGAACAUACGAGUACAAUCGACUGGUGUGAGAACAACUACACCCACACUCGCUACAUUGCCGAGUUUGUCAACACGCUCUCCAACCUCCCGUCCAUCUUCAUCGGCUUUUACGGCGCCUACGCAGUCCUGCAGAACAGGCUGCCUAAACGGUUCGCGAUCUGCUAUCUGGGUCUGAGCAUGAUAGGGCUGGGCAGCUUUGGGUUCCACGCGAGUCUGAAAUGGGAGUGGCAGUUGAUGGAUGAGUUGCCCAUGAUCUAUGUCGUCUCUUACGCGGCAUACCUCGUGCUCGACACUCGUCCUGGAUGGGAACCACGGUUCGGCGUCUGGGGACCAUUGGUGAUGUUGGCCUGGGACGUGUUUGUGACGGUGUCAUACAUCUGUCUCCCGAACCCGGUCUACCACCAAGUCGCGUUCGCGGCCAUCCUUAUCACUUCGACCCUCCGGACGCUCGUGCUUAUCCUCAAGCGUCUUCCCGAGGGCCACCCGGCCAGAGCGACAAUAGGCAAGCUCAUGGGAUGGGGCGUGGGCAUCUUUGCGGCGGGCUUUGCGAUUUGGAAUAUCGACAAUAUUUUCUGUGAACAGUUCAGAGAGAUACGGGCUGCUAUAGAGCCGUUUGACUUUUUGGUACAAGGACAUUCAUAUUGGCAUUACAUGACUGGCUACGGAGCGUAUUUGAUCUUUACGGCUUCGAUAUACCUCCACUGUCUGAUCAAGGACGACCCGGACGCGUACGAUAUCACCGGUUACUGGCUUCCCUUGAUCAAGCGCAAAGCGACCAUGAGCCCCAAGCACGGCGAGAAGAUGACUUUGGCCCCUACCGAGAAGCUGGACUAGGUCUUUUCGCCCCGCGCUUUGUGUAAACAUUAUUCAAGAGAAGAGAUUAAAGGACAAGAGAGGAAAGGUUGGAGAGAUGUGCAUACAGUACUCAAGGGUUCCCAUUCUUCAUCAUGCGGCUCUUUCGUCGCCAUUAGAGCUUUUAUUUUCGCAUAUACUCGUUUUGUGGUAGAUUCUUUACACAGUUACUUUGGGCAUCAGACUCAUGCAAGCAGCAAUCAUGGACAGCAAGAUACCGGGGGGAUAGGUUGUGGCUUGAUUGACUAUCUGCUGAUGGCAAGCACACUUCCUAUCCCCCUUG
Messenger RNA from Cryptococcus amylolentus CBS 6039, 1367 nucleotides. RefSeq lists its product as hypothetical. NCBI's taxonomy places the organism in Eukaryota, Fungi, Basidiomycota, Tremellomycetes, Tremellales, Cryptococcaceae. Gene Ontology annotation, biological process: ceramide catabolic process; ceramide biosynthetic process. The transcript has 7 exons. Bases 179 to 1066 code for a protein of 295 amino acids. Gene Ontology annotation, cellular component: endoplasmic reticulum membrane. The record is from RefSeq and is a predicted model, not a curated record.